CGACCAUGCUGCAUCGUGAUUGCGAACACUUCAAACCCCCAAGCUUGAUUGCAUCUACGUCUGCUACAUUGCUUUGAAAUUUACUGGCCGAGGAAACCCCUUGGACGAGGUACUAGAUGGCCGGAAACCGAGGAUCUACAAUCUGACAAGACCUACGGACAUUGACCUGCCUGGAAUUGUUUGACAUUUCAACUCCCUGGUUAGGGAGCAGACCUAUUCUAUUGCAUGACCCGUUUUCUUUGCCGGUCGUCUCCACAUUUGGAUCUUUUUUCUUUAUGUUCGUAUUUUCAAAAUAUUCUCGCCCAAUUUCCAAGCCGAUCGCUUGGAGGACGGUUCUAAGUUUUGAUUUGCAGACAAAUCAUGGGCCUCCCGCCUGAACGAAUAGAAAUGAUGAAGCCCCGAAGGACCGCCGGAGAACUACCUAUCAGCCCACAUUAUAAGUGUCCCCCAGGAAACGGUUCUUUGCAAGGGAUUGAUGACCAGGGAGACAAUGGCCUCCGCGAGAUCGCUUUCACAAACCCUGGCUGUGAAAGCAGCGUGCUGGUAGGUUAUCGAAAUGGGCGGUUGGAGAACCGUUCCCAGAAUCGCAAGAUAUCCCAGGAGGACACAUUUGCCCGUAUGUCAAACCCAUUGAUGCGACAUACAACGAAUGAAGGACUUGUCAAUCAAGCUUUGACCAAUAAUGCUGCCGUGGUCAAUGCAGGGGCGUCUUACCAGCCCCAUCUUUUUUUGCCAGGCAUCAACCCUUCUUAUCCAAGUUGCGCUUCCAAUCCGUAUGGAGCAGCUUCCGAGGGCAAUAUUAGAAGUCCAGAUCAACCGGGCCGGGUACAAUGUCCCGGGCCACAUAGUUCCUACCCACAUGAGCCGGAUGGAAGUCCAGAUAUUUCAAGUAAACGUGUGGAAGGCUUUGUGCCAUCAGAGCUGCAUAAUGAUCCACAAGGGAAAAAUGCCCUCUGCGACAAAGCGUUUGGAACCUUGGGAAACACUCUGAUGACAGACGGAUCGGACCAGGCGACAUUCAAUGGCAAACUUAGUGACGGUAACGGUCCGCUACCUUCUACGACAAAGGCAAUUCCCAUUGCGCUUCCAUCAUUUUCCCCGCAGGUGGAACGCAAUGGGGAUCAUCUUUCUUCCUCGUUUCCGCAUUCUAGCUCUAUCUUGAGUUCGUCAUUUAAGAGUGGUAUCAGCUAUACAGCGAGUUCCCGAUACAAAUCUGGAAUUUCUAAAGCCCAGUCACGCACCCUUAAACGGCCAAACUUCUCAGUCUGGGAUUCGGCUUCUGGACAGGAGCUAGAGGAGCCACCACCACGACGUCAGCGGACGGAGAAAGAAAAGCAGAAGACGGCAAGGAUCCGUGAGCUGGGCGGGGCCUGUGCGGAUUGCAAGAAGAAUCAUCGUUCUUGUAAGAUUGAGCAUCUCAUACCGGCCGACGGUAGGUAUACGAAAAUGCUAGAACCAGAUAUAAGUUUUCUUCAGGAAGAAAUGUCACAAAACCUCGGCACAUCCUAUGGGACCAUGGGAAUUCUCGAGUCAGGCCUAGCCAGAACAAGACUUUGUUCCGCUCCAGUGAAUGCUCCAUGCCUUGUGACUGAAGCGAUUUCUGGAACCGGUGAACAAUUUAUGCAAUAUAGUUAUCAAUCUAGACCAGAUUCUAUGCCGGUGUCCAACAUGAAUGGGCUGUAUGGCGAUGUCCAAAGCCUUGAUUUCAACGCCCGCGAACUUCAGGAUCCACACACUAGCACUGAGCAAAACUUUAGCCUGUCCCAGACUCACGAAUAUUCCUUCGAGGACCUAUUUCAUUUUGGAGAUAUUAAUGAUAUUGAUAUCCUGCAUAAUCUCUCUUUUUGAUGAUUGCAGUUUUUAGUACGAUGACACAGUUUCGGCGUUAUGAUAGAUAUUAGCCAUAUCGAACUCUAAUAUCGAAUCGAGCGUGUUUUUCGAGCGCGUUUCGCAGUUGCCAUAUUCCCAUUGAGUACUUUGUACGGUUUUUGAUAUUUCCACCUAGGCCCACGGCCAUUUUCUUUUUGUUUUUUUGUGGAAGUAAUGUUGUUUUCAGAUUUUAUGGAGUACGACCGGUUUUGUGGCGAGGGUGGGAGGUCUUGUUGUAUCUAAUACCUUUUCAACUGUUAAAUUGCUACAUUAGUAAUAGUCGACACUGUC
Molecule: messenger RNA, 2160 nt
Organism: Coccidioides posadasii C735 delta SOWgp
Lineage: Eukaryota; Fungi; Ascomycota; Eurotiomycetes; Onygenales; Onygenaceae
Source: RefSeq, a predicted model, not a curated record